AGCGAACAGUAUGGCUGCCCUGAGUGCGGGCGACGCACUUGUCAUGACUAGGUUUCUCCGAUUCAAUGGUUACACGGACAUCCCAAGGCCUUUUUUGAUCGGAGUCGCAGGUGGAACUGCUUCAGGAAAAACCUCAGUAUGUCAAAAAAUAGUUGAAAAGCUUGGCCAGGCUAAUGUUGAACGGAAUCAAAGGCAGGUGAUCACAAUAAGUCAGGAAUGUUUCUACAGAAACCUCACACAGGCAGAGAAAGACCUGGCAGUCCAAGGAAAAUUCAAUUUUGAUCACCCAGAGGCAUUUGACUUUGAUUUAAUGCUGAAAACACUACAGGACAUCAAGGAGAGAAAGCCAGUCAAACUGCCAGCUUAUGAUUAUGCCACUAAUGCCAGAAAGGAGACAGAAUGGAUUGUUGUGUACCCAGCAGAUGUCGUGUUAUUUGAAGGCAUUUUAGUAUUUUAUUGUAAACAAAUCAGAGAGAUGUUUGACAUGAAGCUGUUUGUGGACACAGAUCCAGACACGCGGCUUUCACGUAGAGUUCUGAGAGAUACCAUAGAACUUGGCCGAGACUUAGAGAAAGUUCUCAGCACUUACAUUGUCUUUGUGAAGCCAGCAUUUGAAGAGUUCUGUUUACCAACAAAAAAGUAUGCUGAUAUUAUUAUACCAAGAGGUGCAGAUAACCUAGUUGCUAUUGACCUUAUAGUGCAGCACAUACAGGAUAUAUUACACCCUAAUCCAGAGGCUCACCAGCGCGCAGAGCGUGUGCAAAGGACUAGACAUAACUCAGAGUCUGGGGUGGUGGCCAGGCCACAUUGAGGCAAUAAUGUGGAUGAACUUGGUUUAACAAAUAGGAACACGACAUUAUUAAAUGUACGGACUCAUGCAGGCAUUUAAAAGUGUCAACACAAGUUUGUUUUGGUUUUGAUACAUGAAAAUUACAAGGAAGUUAACCAGACUGUAAUGAAUUUGCCUUAAUUUGUUCAACUAAAUGAUGAAAACAGGAUUGUGCUGAUAUGUGUCCAGUAUGUGGUUUCUCCAGUAUUACAAAAUCUCACCUGAGGUUUCAGAAUUGUGUUAAAUAACCUAAUCAUGGUGGGAAAUUUGAAAAUGAAAUGCAGGGAGUUUGAAAACCUGUCCACGGCUGUGUGUCUAUAAAUAUUUCCAUCUGUAUAUAGUGAGACCAGGAAUGAAUCUCAUAAAAGAAUUUUUGUUGAAAUAUAUAUGUACAUCACUCCAUUACUCUAUUAAAAAUGCUGUGUGGAAAACUUAAAAACACCAAAUUAUUAAUGUUAAUCUGUACACAGAUUCAGAGGUCAGUGUAUUAACCCCCCUCCUCCCACGUUUCAAAGUUAUUUCGGCUGGAAAAACUUUCCCCUUUGACUAUUUUGUUGUUGCACUUGUAAACAUGGAUAAAUUAAAGUUAUUCAUAUUUAUGCUUGUUUUAUGAAUGCAUGACUGGUGCACAAAAUAAAAAGGCAGCUAAUAAUUGAAAAAGCAAAUGUGGAGGCAUACGAUGCCCAUAUUGUAAAGAAUUUCUAUUUUGGGUACAUUUGUGCAUUGUAAAGUGUCAUGCUGCGGUCACAAGUUACUGUCAUUCACUUAGUGCAGCA
Molecule: messenger RNA, 1605 nt
Organism: Lingula anatina
Lineage: Eukaryota; Metazoa; Brachiopoda; Lingulata; Lingulida; Lingulidae
Product: uridine-cytidine kinase 2-B-like
Molecular function (GO): ATP binding; kinase activity
Source: RefSeq, a predicted model, not a curated record